AUGAGCAUACAGUUUAAUAUUUUGGAGGAGAGCUCUGGCAAAGUCAAUGACUUUUCAUCCCGCUCAUUCCUAAAAGAACUCUGGAAAAUUUUUGGAAGCUAUUGGUUUCAGUCAAUUUGGUGGGGUGAUGCUGGAAAUUGUGUACUGAUUGCUGAAAAAAAAAUCUUCAAAAGGGAAGUGCCAGGAAGGAGAGAACCUCUGCACAUUUUUGAAACAAAUUCCACAAAAACUUUCAUUCAUCAGUUUAAUCUUCAUGGUUCAGCAAAAUGGAAGGAGAUUCUCCAACACCUGCCUCACCUGACAAACUUCAAGCUUUAG
Leptosomus discolor (cuckoo roller) is the source of this 318-nucleotide messenger RNA. The record is from RefSeq and is a predicted model, not a curated record. NCBI's taxonomy places the organism in Eukaryota, Metazoa, Chordata, Aves, Leptosomiformes, Leptosomidae.